Messenger RNA from Diatraea saccharalis (sugarcane borer), 753 nucleotides. Lineage: Eukaryota; Metazoa; Arthropoda; Insecta; Lepidoptera; Crambidae. The record is from the annotation of a GenBank genome assembly.
AUGAGUUUCGCUGACAAAGUGGUGAUAGUGACCGGGUCGAGUGCGGGCAUCGGGGCCGCCGCGGCGGUGGCGUUCUGUAGCGCGGGCGCCCGCGUCGCGCUCGUGGGCCGCAACCAGAGCAACCUCGCCGCGGUGGCCGCCCGGUGCGCGCCCCACCCGCACCGCCCGCUCGUCCUCAACGCCGACGUCUCCGACGACGACGACGCCAAACGCAUCGUACAAACCACGAUCCAACACUUCGGCAAGAUAGACGUGUUGGUCAACAACGCUGGCAUCGUCAAAUCCGGUUCGAUAGUCGACGGAACAAUAAUGGAUACGUUCGACGAACUAAUGAGCAUAAAUUUUCGUGCAAUAGUAAAACUCACGACCUUGGCUGCACCUCAUCUGAUAGCAACGAAAGGAAAUAUUGUUAACAUAUCAGGUAUAUCUGCAACGACGUUUAAUUUACCCGUGUCGAUACCCAUUAUUGGCGCAUGCAAGGCCGCACUAAACUAUUUCACCAAAUACGCCGCGUUAGAACUGGCGGCUUCCGGAGUCAGAGUCAACGCAGUAACUCCGGGCCCCGUUAGAACGGAAAUUAUAAAAGCAUCCGAGUAUCCAGGGUACUGGGAUAUGUUCACUACACGGACGGCGCUUGGCCGUGUGUCAGAACCGGAGGAGGUGGUUGACCUCGUUCUGUUCUUAGCGAGUGAAAAGGCAAAAGGUAUCACUGGGUCAAAUUAUGUCAUUGAUAACGGAAUUCUAUUGAAGUAA